Messenger RNA from Bombus impatiens (common eastern bumble bee), 3079 nucleotides. It is a transcript of the gene heph, whose product is annotated as polypyrimidine tract-binding protein 2. Lineage: Eukaryota; Metazoa; Arthropoda; Insecta; Hymenoptera; Apidae. Gene Ontology annotation, cellular component: nucleus. Gene Ontology annotation, biological process: mRNA processing; regulation of RNA splicing. Gene Ontology annotation, molecular function: mRNA binding. The record is from RefSeq and is a predicted model, not a curated record. The coding region runs from base 1018 to 2679 and encodes 553 amino acids. The transcript has 17 exons.
CCACGACUCGUGGCGAAGUUUUAGCGUCGCCUACCUCUACUCGUGGCGUGCCUACAACUCUUAGCCGGAUCUAUUACGCGCAGUUUUCGUGUUCGCGCGACGUUUCGUCCUCGCAACUUCGUUCGUCGCAGCGUUUCCUUCUUUUUUUUCCUUUCUAUACUAACUCUAUUCUCACGAUUCGCCUCUUCCCUCGUCCGUCAUCUGUUUCCUCGUUCGUGUUGUACGCGGGUUCGCGCGGCGUGUGCGCUCGUGCCCGGCCGCUAGUUUUCCAGUGUGUAACACGAGCUCAGUGUGAAACGACGUCGGUUGAAUACGUUUUUUCUCUCUCGUCACGCGGGUGCACCGGAAGAAAGAGAAUCGCCCGAUCUCGCCGGAAGCCAACGAAGCUUACCGGCUCGGCUACCGUGAUUCGCGACGCGCCAUCACCUAACCUCCAAACGCCUGUCUCUCGUUUUCGCGAACCGUGACAAUCGGCGGCUGCGUCCUCCUGCUGGCUCCCUUGUCUCCGUGACGUUGUCUUCGAUUCGAUAUUCACGCGGCGUUCGCGCGUUCGUUCACUUCACUGAUCGUGUAGUGCGUGCGCGGAAAUCAUCGAUCUCCGGUUUUCGAAAGUGAGACCAUCUUCGCCCGAUCGAGUCGUUAUAAUCACCGCGACAUCUCGUGAAAAUAAAAAAAUAAGAAAAUAUUGUAUAUAUCUAACCUGUGCUUCUUUGUCGUUUGUGUGCUUUGUGCCAAGGAUAUUCACGGUGUGUGUACAAUUAUUUUACUGCGUCGCCGAUCUCUCUCAGGGAACACUUUUUUUUUUUGGAUACGAUCUUCUCGCCUGUGGGCCACGUCCUACCGUUUGCACGGUAAGAUAUCUGGCUUCUUUGGCUCCGUUUCCUUUGGCACGCGAGCAGCUCGGUAAGCUCCUCAAAGAAUUCACUUAAAAUUCUUUCAAUCAACAACAGUCCAUUCCUUCCACUGGUGAGUGUCCCGGAAUUCCAGUACGCUCGAGGGACGGGCGCGUCCCUUACGAUGAGGGGUAGCGACGAGCUUCUGUCGCAAAGCGGAGCAGUUAGCAAUGGUGCUGCAAUGAGUCCACAACCACAUCACGCGGCCGACAACAACAAUGACGCCAAGAAGGUUAAACUCGACAAGAGCCACAACGGCAAACUUUCGAGGGUUAUCCACAUCAGAAACAUCCCCAACGAAGUAUCAGAGGGUGAAAUCAUCCAUCUUGGCGUCCCCUUCGGCCGUGUUACAAACGUUCUCGUCCUCAAAGGCAAAAAUCAGGCGUUCCUGGAAAUGGCGGAUGAAAAUGCUGCCGCGACGAUGGUAAAUUACUAUGCCUCGUGUAUGGCUCAGCUCCGUGGCAGGGCAGUUUACGUUCAAUUCAGCAACCAUAGAGAACUCAAAACCGAUCAAACGCACACCAACAAUGCGAACUCGAACAACCAAGUUGCGCUUCCUGGACAGAACCAGGUGGCCCAGACGCAAGCAGAAACUCAAGGGGGGCCCAAUACCGUUCUCAGAGUCAUCGUCGAGCAGAUGGUCUACCCAAUUUCCUUGGACGUCCUCUAUCAGAUAUUCACGCGUUUCGGCAAGGUCCUCAAGAUCGUCACCUUCACGAAAAACAACACUUUCCAGGCACUAAUACAGUACGCGGACAUGCUGUCGGCGCAAACCGCCAAACUGUCGCUGGAGGGUCAGAACAUCUAUAAUUCCUGUUGCACGUUGCGCAUCGACUAUAGCAAGAUGCAGAACUUGAACGUGAAGUAUAACAAUGACAAGUCGAGAGAUUAUACCAAUCCUUCUCUGCCAACUGGUGACGCGAAUUUGGACGCGGCUUCUCUUGCUUUGGGCGGCGAGCUUCUUCCACAGUUGUUAAUGGGCGCUGGAUCGCAGCCCCGUGCAAGAAUACCCGUAGAGUCCAUUGCAGGGGCACCGGGUGUGCUGCCCACGCCCUUUGCGGCCAUGCACGGUCUACCCUCGCCCUUAGCGGGCCCAUACAACGGGGUCCCACCUACCGGCGGAUUGGCUGGCUUAGGUGGGUUCCCUCUGGGUGCAGCUGGCCUUGGAGUACGCGUUCCUACAAACGCGCAAACUUCCGCGGUCCUGCUCGUCAGCAAUCUCAACGAAGAGAUGGUCACGCCUGACGCUCUCUUUACCCUGUUUGGCGUUUACGGGGAUGUUCAGCGUGUGAAGAUUCUCUACAACAAGAAGGACUCGGCACUGAUUCAAAUGGCCGAACCGCAUCAGGCGCACUUAGCAUUGACACACAUGGACAAAUUGCGAGUAUUUGGCAAGCAGAUCAAGGUAAUGCUGAGCAAACAUCAGACGGUACAGUUACCAAAGGAGGGCCAACCAGACGCUGGAUUGACGAAAGAUUAUACCAAUAGUCCUCUUCAUCGGUUCAAGAAACCGGGCUCUAAGAACUAUCAGAAUAUCUAUCCACCGAGCUCCACUCUGCAUUUAUCGAAUAUUCCUACAACUGUGACUGAAGACGAGAUCAGGGAUGCGUUCACUAAAAAUGGCUUCACCGUGAAGGCGUUCAAGUUUUUCCCAAAAGACAGAAAAAUGGCGCUCAUACAGAUGCCCAGCAUGGACGACGCCGUAGCUGCUUUGAUCAAAAUGCACAACUACCAGCUGAGCGAAUCCAACCACCUGAGAGUGUCAUUUUCCAAGAGCAACAUCUAACAAGAGUCACAAAUAUGCAACCGGCAGUGGUACCAGCCCUACGCCCUAGUCCCCUUUUGGAUACCCGGCUCAGUGUACGACUGAUGAUGAUAACAAGCGAUGAUGAUGAUCCUCGCUGAGUGUGUGGUCAGUCGCUGGUCCCAUUACCGCGACGCCAUUGACUGGCCAACCUCUGGAUCUUACCUGGGAAACGAAGGAAUGAAGCUUCCUCUGCGAAGCGCAUAUACAAAACACGACCUAACAAUCGUGUGCGGUGCACUUCUAUUUUUCUUGACAGACCGUCUCUAAGACUAUUUCCGAACAGCGUACAGAUCGACACGAUUUGUUAUCUCCAUACAUGCAUACACACACACACACACACACACACACACACACACACACACACACACACACACACACA